CCAUCCAUAUAAAAAAACAAUGUUGUGAGUUGUGACCACCCACUCCCAUUUCUCUCACUCUCCCCACUCCACCUUUUGCACAGUGAGAGUCCUUUUCUUUUUUUGCUUCAUCUCUUUCAUGUAAAAUCCCACCUUAGUACUUCCUUAUACACAUCUCCUGAAACUCCCCCUUUUUAGUUUAAAGCAAACGCACAGAGAAAAAGGAAAAAAAUAAAGCUCCCUCCCCAUACCAUAACAUAAAAAAGUUCUCUUCAACUUCCAAGUCAUUUCCCUUUGCUUUAUUUUCUUUCUUUCUACAAAGAAAAUGAGAGUCGAGUUGAAAACCCGACUUUGCACGUUAAUUAUAACUCUACUUUAUUUAUGCACCGGUUCAUUUGCCGGUUUACUUGCUGAACCGGCUGAACCAUUAAAACCGGGCGAUUACAACACUGUUCCAGCAUUUCCAGUUCAAACGGAGUCAAAAACAUGCCAUUUAGAUUUAUCCGAUGAACUCUUCGGUGGGGUCAGUGCAGCAUGUGGGUCAAACCUUGACCGUAGCCGUUGCUGCCCCGUACUCGAGGCAUGGUUGUUUGCAGCACACGCGCGGUCAGCUUUGCAAAUUUCGGGUGCUGUCGCACCAGCUAGUUCGGAGUUGCCUAUGAUGCCUGAUGACUCACAGAAAUGUGUUAAUACGUUACAGACUUCUUUGAUGAGUCGUAAUAUAAGGUUGCCUCAACCUAAUGCCACGUGUGAUGCUGUGUUGUGUUUUUGUGGUAUUAGGCUACAUCAGAUUACUAGUCUUAGUUGUCCGAUGGCGUUUAAUCUUACGGGGUCCAAGAAUGCUACUCCGACUGCUGCUGUGAGGAAUCUGGAGAAGAAUUGUCGGAACUCUUCUUAUUCUGGUUGUACAAAGUGUCUCGGUGCCUUACAAAAGCUUAACGGUGACAGAAAAAAUCGAACACACAAAAUGGAGGAUCACGAUGGCGAUAGUAGAGUGAGCAAGAUGUUAAGUAGAGACUGUCAGUUGAUGGGAUUGACAUGGUUAUUAGCACGUAACAAGACGGCGUACAUACCGACUGUUUCUGCUGUAUUGCGCGCUAUCAUGUACAGUGCGCACCCACCACAUGAAUCUAAGUGUAGUCCAGACCAGGAAAACAUGCCAUUAGCCGUUGAUUCAUUACAGUUCGUAAAAACAGAUUCAUCCUCACCGUUCGUUGGGGUUUCUCGUUUUGCUGUUUUGUUUCCCUUUUUGGCCCUAAUCAUUCUGGUUGAUUUUCUCUUAUGUUAGAGAAGAAGAAUCCCUCUAUUAUUUUUGUUCACGUGAAAAGCUAGUUGACAAAUUGGAUGGGUGUGGGGGUGGGUGAAAAAAGGGGUUAUUUUGUCUUUUUACCUCACUGUAAAUUCAGGUCAUUAUUUGCAAAGAUAAUUUCUUUUUGA
This is a messenger RNA of Lycium barbarum (goji berry), 1416 nucleotides long. RefSeq lists its product as uncharacterized. Bases 305 to 1267 code for a protein of 320 amino acids. The record is from RefSeq and is a predicted model, not a curated record. Lineage: Eukaryota; Viridiplantae; Streptophyta; Magnoliopsida; Solanales; Solanaceae. The transcript has 2 exons.